AUGUUGUCCUUCGGCCUCGUCUCCUGCGGCUUCUCCGCAACCCCGCUCGUCUGCGAGGACGAUCAGACCCCCUGGGUGAACAACAUUUGCCUCUGGCACGGACUGCGCGACGACAACCCGGACCUUGAGGGCGGCAAGGGACCGAUCGAGGACGCUUUGCAUCAAAUCGACUGUGGCGAGGAGAGUGCCUUUGGACCCAAUGUUCAAUCCGGCGCGGACGUUACGGUGGGGUCGUCUGGCCUGCUUGACGCAACCCUCUCUCCCGUUGAAACGCAUUUCAACGAGGCGGGUAUGUGCGUCGUCAACGUGCACUGGCACCUCGGCGCCGAGCACAAGAACGUUGGCACGUAUGACAUUGACGGCGAGGAGUGGAUGGAGCAGCACGGAAAGACGAAGCCGAAGGCCCACGGCGCGAAUGUCGUGCCAGGCCACGGCUACGGCUACGGCAAUGUCAAAGGUGCCGUCCCCCUCGGCGAGCACGACGAUAUCGACCCAGGCAACUUUUGCCCAGGCUACGACGAGGCGUUGCUCCUCCGUAGCCCUGCCUGUGCCCAACUGCGCACUGCCCAACUGCACGUGGGCUUCACCUACGAAAUCCACUGGCCCCACUCCUCGCUGGGCGCCUGCGGCACCCCCUGGCAGAUGCAGUCGCACUUCAUGGACGGCGUGCUCUGCAAGGCCAACGAAGCCGACAUGGACCCUGGAGACGCUGUGGCGGCCGUCCUUGACGGUACGGCCAAGAUUGGUGUCCAAGGGAUGGUCGUUAUGGUGGUCAAUGACGCCGCAUAUGACUACCCGGAGUGGAAUAUGAUGGAGGGCUGGCAUCCGGACCUCGUGACUGACGUGGCCAUCUACCAGGCUCUUUCCGCUCCCUUCUGA
Messenger RNA from Emiliania huxleyi CCMP1516, 879 nucleotides. RefSeq lists its product as hypothetical. Lineage: Eukaryota; Haptophyta; Isochrysidales; Noelaerhabdaceae. The transcript is spliced from 4 exons. The coding region runs from base 1 to 879 and encodes 292 amino acids. The record is from RefSeq and is a predicted model, not a curated record.